CCUCCACAUUUUCUCAAAGUUUACAUGUAAAUGUCGUGCUUGUAAUGGGAAAAAUUCCUAAAAAUUUCUAGUAACACGUACUCAAUUAUCAUUUACUCGAAACCAAUGAUUCAUCACUUACUUUGAAUUCGAUAUUCAAUCAUAAAUAAAGCAUGAGAGCUUUCAGCCUGAUUCCCAAAUUUUAUUUUUCCCAAUUUUCUCUGUUAAAAUCAAUGAAGAUCCUCUAGUUACCCAAACUGGGAGAUCCCACAGUUUAAACCAAUCCCGUGCGGGGCCCCACUGGGGCACUGAAUUCCACGUGGCGCGGAACGCCACGAGCUCAAGCAUUUGUCGUGACACGUGGACCAACCUCCUUCAGUCCACUCCACAGUCCUCCUCACUUUCCCAACAAAAUCACACUUCCCCACGACGGACCCCACCCUUGGCCCCGCCGCAGGCUCUCUCUCUCUCUCACAGUUUCACUCUUCAAGUCUCACGUGCACUGGGACGCGUGUCAUCAUCUCGGCGCUUUACAAGUCAAUUCAUCUACGGAAUCCGACGGCGCACGUUUCUCGCUUCUGGUCUAUAAAUAAUAAAGUCAUAUAGCCAACCGGAAUUCAUUGCUCAAUUAAUUAAAUCAAUGCGUAAGAGCUUUGUAAGAGAAAUCAAAUACUUUUCUUCCGUUGACUAUGAAAGCUGUAAUCUUGAGAUCCGGUUCCGGCACAAUUCCGGCCGGUAACUGGGCGGCUUCGAAUUCACCUAAGAUGUCAGUUUCACUGCCGGUUCAAGAAUCCGGCGGGUUUGAGAAAAAGAGGGUGUGUUCUUCGUCGAGCAUUUCGCUUCAGGUGGAAUUCAAUCGCCGGAGUAUCCGUCGGGCUUCUUCAGAGCCCGAUAUCAUUCGAUCGGCAUACGCUGAAGGAUCGAAGCCGUUGAGAAAAUUCGGAUCGCGGUCUUUUAUUUCCCGGGUCCCGGAGGAGGAGGCGGAGGAGGUUGUUAGUAUUGGAUCGUUGACCUUGGCGGAGAAACCUCAGAGCUGGUCAGGAUUCCCCGGAGGAGAUUGUUCGCAGGGCGCCAUUCCGAUUGAGGAGCUGGGAUUUUCUGGAGGUGGGUUCGGUAGGAACUGGAACUCCGGCGGUGGGAGUGGAGACGAUCAGUACAGCGCCGGCGACUUUGCUGAUCGGAGAAGAAUUGGGGCGUAUUACUUGGAAAUGUUGAAGUCCGACCCCAAUAAUCCCCUGCUUCUCAGAAACUACGGCAAAUACUUGCACGAGGUUGAGAGAGACAUGGUUAGAGCGCAGGAGUAUUACGGAAGGGCAAUUUUGGCCAGCCCUGGAGACGGGGAGGUCUUGUCUUUAUACGGCAAGUUGAUAUGGGAGACUGAAAGAGAUUCCCUGAGAGCCAAAUCGUACUUAGAUCAAGCGGUGGAAGCUUCACCGGAGGAUUGCAUGGUGUUGGGAUCAUAUGCACAUUUCAUGUGGGAAGCUGAAGAUGAAGAAGAAGACGAGGAGGACGACGGUGAGCAGAGAGCUCCCCUGUCUCCGGCAACAAUGGUUGAAGCCUUUUAACUUACUUUAAUUAAGGUUUAUCAAAAUAUCCAACUGUACAUAUCAAGAACAUAGUAAUACUACUAACAGUAUCUUGAUGAUAUUUUACUGAUAAGAUGUUAGAUGAAAAUAAUGAUGAACAAAAAGCUUUGAGGCAGAGAAUAGGUUUCUGAUUUCAGUGCGGCAAGAGAAUAAAGGAAGUAUAGUUUUGUCUGAUGGGAAAAUGUCAUGGGAGAAAAAUCUGGAGGUUUUUUGUUGUAUGUGAACUUUCUAAUAGAGACAUUAUGUUGAUAGAUUAACCACUUCUUUCUGUGUUUGGUUUCUGGUUUAGCUUGUUUUCCUUUCUUAUCAUGGCAAAAACAAUUGACCUUUCUUCAUAAUUGUUGUGAUUGUGAUUUUAAUGGGACCUCUUCCCUUGAUUCUUCAUUUGAAAGAAAAGGAGG
This is a messenger RNA of Oldenlandia corymbosa var. corymbosa, 1966 nucleotides long. Lineage: Eukaryota; Viridiplantae; Streptophyta; Magnoliopsida; Gentianales; Rubiaceae. The record is from the annotation of a GenBank genome assembly.